CUGGGAAACGGCGGCACUUGUUUGGGCUUUGCAUCCUGUUGUCAAAGUGCAACUGUGCGCGUGCUGCUGUGUGUGCGUGUCGCGUGUCCGCCCCGCGUGUGUGCUGUCCGGUUCGGUUCCAGGAUGAAGAGAGGCAAGAAGACGGAGGAGGAGGCGGUGGCGGCGGAGGAGGGCGAGAACGAGACGGGGGCAGCCUCUGUUAAGAAAGCCAAGAAGGCCAAGGAGCCCGAGGCGCCCGUGCUGUACGAGGACCCUCCUGACAAGCUGACCAGUCAGGACGGCCGCAGCGCCAACACGAAGAUCACCUCCUGGAACGUGGACGGGCUCAGGGCCUGGGUCAAGAAGAAGGGCCUGGACUGGGUCCGCGAGGAGGCCCCAGACGUUUUGUGCCUUCAGGAGACCAAGUGCGCCGACAAAGACCUCCCCGCCGACAUCACCUCCAUGCCCGAGUACCCCCACAAGUACUGGGCCGCGUCGCAGGGGAAGGAGGGCUACAGCGGCGUGGCCAUGCUCUGCAAGACCGAGCCAAUCAAAGUGACCUACGGCAUCGGCAAAGAGGAGCACGACAAGGAGGGCCGCGUCAUCACCGCCGAGUUCCCCGCCUUCUACCUGGUGACGGCCUACGUGCCCAACGCCAGCCGGGGCCUGGUGCGCCUGGACUACCGCAAGAGCUGGGACGCCGACUUCCGCGCGUACCUGAGCGAGCUGGACGUGCAGAAGCCGCUGGUGCUGUGCGGCGACCUCAACGUGGCGCACCAGGAGAUCGACCUGAAGAACCCUAAGGGCAACAAGAAGAACGCGGGCUUCACGCCCGAGGAGCGCGAGGGCAUGAGCCAGCUGCUGGCGGCCGGCUUCCUGGACGCCUUCCGCCAGCUCUACCCGGAGCAGGCCAACGCCUACACCUUCUGGACCUACAUGAUGAACGCCCGCGCCAAGAACGUGGGCUGGAGGCUCGACUACUUCCUGCUGUCCUCCUCCCUGCUGCCGGGCCUGUGCGACUGCAAGAUCCGCAACCAGGCGCUGGGCAGCGACCACUGCCCCAUCACGCUGCACAUGGCCGUGUAG
Molecule: messenger RNA, 1065 nt
Organism: Menidia menidia (Atlantic silverside)
Lineage: Eukaryota; Metazoa; Chordata; Actinopteri; Atheriniformes; Atherinopsidae
Source: the annotation of a GenBank genome assembly